AUGGAUUUAAAAACAUUGGAUGAUGAGAUUAUGUUAUCAGAUGGGAGGGUAAUAAAAGUACCUGUGAAAAAAAUUGAAGAAAUUAAUAAAGAAAAUGAAAAAAAAAAAGUUCAAAUAGAAAAAGUUCCUAAUGUAUGGGGUAGCAGUGCUGGGGCAGGAAGUGAUUACUUUGAUCUUUAUAGAAAACAAAGAAACCAAGAAAAUGAAAGAUUAGAAUUAAUAGAACAAAAAUGGAAAGAAUAUACUGAAAACCAAAUAUUUCAACAAAAAAGAAAUGAAAAAAUUGAAUAUAUGGAAAAAAAACGUCUAAAAAGAGGAAAUAAAAGAAUGAUUAAAAAACAAAAAAUUAAAGAAUUAAGAAAUCAAAAAAAAAAAAAUAAAAUGGAAAAUUCAAAUCCAUUAGUAAACCCAAAUAAUAAUAAUAAAGAAUCAUCUACUAACCAAUUCAACAACACAGAAAGUGACGAGGAUAGUGCAACAAAUUCUAUAAAUACAAAAGAAGGGAAAGGAAAAGAAGAUCAAAACCCUCAAAAUGGAAAAACAGAAACUUCUGAUGAUGAAAAUAAUUUAAAUACUCAGUCAAUUAAUACAAAUAAUUUUGUCAUCUUAAAAGAAGAUGAACUGUUUUAG
Molecule: messenger RNA, 630 nt
Organism: Plasmodium vinckei vinckei
Lineage: Eukaryota; Apicomplexa; Aconoidasida; Haemosporida; Plasmodiidae
Product: conserved protein, unknown function
Exons: 1
Coding region: 1-630 (209 amino acids)
Biological process (GO): negative regulation of protein kinase activity
Cellular component (GO): nucleolus
Molecular function (GO): protein kinase inhibitor activity; double-stranded RNA binding; protein kinase binding
Source: RefSeq, a predicted model, not a curated record